GGCGGCGGUAGUGCGCAUCUUCUGUUUCUUGCCAACCACCAAAAACAAAGAAGAAGAAACAUGGCAGACGAUCACACAGACGCAGACCAGUCCAUGGAGACACACACACCUGUCUCUGAAAACCCCCACGCAGAGUUCGGCCUGACGGAGAACCUCCAGAGGACGGUGGAGAACGAGAAGGCGAGCGCAGAGAAGCUCUCUAAGCAGAAGGUGGACCUGCAGGCGCUCCCGACCCGAGCCUACCUGGACCAGACCGUGGUUCCCAUCCUGCUGCAGGGCCUGUCGGUGCUGGCCAAGGAGAGGCCUCCAAAUCCCAUCGAGUAUCUGGCGGCGUUCCUGCUGAAGAACAAAUCCCAGUUCGAGGAGAGGAACUGAAGUUCCACGGCUGUUUGUUGAUGAUUUAUCAUUUUGUUUUACAACCCAGAAUAAACAUGUUGAUGUGAAAAAA
Molecule: messenger RNA, 448 nt
Organism: Girardinichthys multiradiatus
Lineage: Eukaryota; Metazoa; Chordata; Actinopteri; Cyprinodontiformes; Goodeidae
Gene: dpy30
Product: dpy-30 histone methyltransferase complex regulatory subunit
Exons: 5
Coding region: 61-375 (104 amino acids)
Cellular component (GO): Set1C/COMPASS complex
Source: RefSeq, a predicted model, not a curated record